Molecule: messenger RNA, 1934 nt
Organism: Eupeodes corollae
Lineage: Eukaryota; Metazoa; Arthropoda; Insecta; Diptera; Syrphidae
Product: zinc finger protein 761-like
Exons: 7
Coding region: 415-1839 (474 amino acids)
Biological process (GO): regulation of transcription by RNA polymerase II
Cellular component (GO): nucleus
Molecular function (GO): zinc ion binding; RNA polymerase II cis-regulatory region sequence-specific DNA binding; DNA-binding transcription factor activity, RNA polymerase II-specific
Source: RefSeq, a predicted model, not a curated record
CAAAAAUAAAAAAAAUAAAAUUCAUGCAAACUCAAAAAUAAAUCGAGAAUGUAAAACGACAUCAAUUUCUACUAUACCCUACAUGUUAUCGAUUUAAUCGAAAUUUCUGCACAUAACUACAAAUUUGACAUUUCCUAAACACAAAAAAAUCCAAGCAGCUGUAUUCGUUUUCGUUCGUUGUCCACCUUCCCCCACCGACCGACCAGUCAACCAUCCACACCUCAUCCAUCAUCAUACAUUCAUACCACACAAAAAUUGCACUGCACUUCACUGUUCACUCCGACAUCCGAAUACGACUCCAGCAGCGUUGCGUUGAGUGUUUUUAUUUUAUUUUUACACAAAAAUCUUGUUUUUAGUUUCUAUCAAUAAAUAAUUUCAAUUAAAAAAUAUUACAUUAUUUUCACUGAAUAAAUAAUGGACCCAAUACAACUCUAUGAGUUCCAUAAAAUGUGUCGAAUUUGCCUGAAAAACGAUUUACUCGUUUCGAUAUUUAGUCCAACUUUUCUUGUACGACCAAUUGAUAUGGUGGAAAAGUUGAACAUUUUCAAGUUUAAUCCAGAUGAUAAUCUUCCAACAAUGCUGUGCCAAUCGUGCCUAUAUCGGCUAGUUGAUGCUUAUAAUCUCAAGCAGCUUUCAGAGUCCUCCGAGAGUCGGCUGCAUGAAUAUUUGAAUUCAACAAACCACCAGCUGGGGGGCUUCGCGAAGCCCUUUAUCAACAUUUCUUCCAUAUCAAACGAUCGUUUGAGUAUUGAGAACCAUGAGUCCACAUUUUCGUCUGCGCAAUCACAAUUAGACAGGGACGAUGAUAUAUAUGAUAAUAUUUGUGAUAUAUUCGACCGCAACAAUUCAAAUGAUAUCGAGGUUGAGGAUGAUGUCUUGAAUGACGUGGUGAUCGAUGUUAGCACUCUCACAAGAUCAGACGCCGAGGAUACCAUCCAAGACACCAUAAUACUUAGUGGGGAUCUUAAACAGGAGAUCGAGAUAGAACAACCGACUGAGGUAGUAAAUAUAACGACCAAAGUUAGUCCCAAAAAAGCACGUAUCAAAAAGAAAGAAAAUAAACCUCUCAAGGUUCCUGAGCAAUGCAAUGAAUGUGGCAAAGUGUUCGAAUAUCCUCGAUACCUGGAGUCUCAUAUGAGGAUUCAUACCGGCGAAAAACCUUUCCAAUGUGAAAUUUGUCAUAAAGGAUUUGCUCAAUCGAGUAAUCUUUUAUUGCAUGCACGUGUUCAUACUGGAGAACGUCGUUAUCAAUGUGAAAUUUGUAGUCGAUUCUUUACAACGACCAGCAACUUAAAAGCGCACAAACAAACCCAUUCCGAGGAACGUGUCUAUGAAUGUGCGCAUUGCGAUAAACGUUUCAAAACCCAACGUGAUUUAGUUAAACACGAGCCAGUACAUCGUGAGACAAAAGACAUUGUAUGUGAGAUUUGUAAGAAGACAUUUUUAAAAAUGUCCUAUCUCAAUGUACACAUCAAGGCUGUUCAUAAGGGCAUUAAAAAUCACAAGUGCACUGGAUGCAAUAAAAUAUUUGCCAAUAAAUCCAAUUUAGUGUGUCACAUGAGAAUUCAUACCGGUGAAAAGCCUUAUCAAUGCAAAGAUUGCCCAUCGAGUUUUAAUCAGUCUUCAGCGUUAGUAAGACAUUCCAAAAAGCAUUUAAAACAAGGUCCUCCAAUUGGAAUACAAUUAAAUGAAAAAGUGGAAUUAGAACAUGAUAAUAAUAUUCCACCUGAAAACAGUAUUAUGGAAAAUUAUUUACCCACCGAAGAAGAAGGAGUAGAACAACUUCUACCCAGUGUACAAUCUAGUCUUCUCGAACUCGAUGAUGCCUUGAAGUGGUAAAUUAUUCUUGACGAAAAAAAAAUUAAAAUCAAAAUUCGGCAGCUUUAUACAACGAUUCGAUGGGAGAAUAGGACAAUUCGUUUUAAGUUAUCCGC